CCACCCCCCUCCUCGAAAAAGUGAAUUUCCAUUACAUCAAAGAUCAGCUCUUUCAAGAUCUUGCAUGUUUAAUCGUGGGCGUCUCGUAAGGGAAAUAUGUUGUAAUUCGAUGUUUUGUGUAGAAUGAUGGCCAUAACCAAAAAGUAGGUCUAAUGACGCAUUUGAUUUACUCAAUAAAGUUUGCAGGGGACAGGCUCGCUCUUGCAGGCUAUCACGCGUUCUCCGUGACCAAAAGCAGGCUGAGUUCUCUCGAAUUGACAGAUAUAACGUGACCAUUAUCUGACGGACUUGAUUCAAGAAAUUAACUUCUAAUAAUUUUGCGCAUGAUAACAGAGACUAAGUAACCCAAAAUAUUAUGAUGCUAUACUUUGUGUUACUUUUCCUACUGUAUGUCUUCAGUGCACGGACGCGAAUGGUACUCCCAGGAUAUGAAACAUUUAGUUCAGGAAAUGUGAACAGAGAUAAUAAUAAAGUCCUUACAGUAGAGGGGAAAGAAUGUAAAUUCCCAUUCGUUCAGGGAGGAAGCAUUCACCACCACUGUAUCACCACCAGCUUCUCCAGACCUUGGUGUUCUCUGACGCCCAACUUUGAUCAGGACUUCCUCUGGGGAUACUGUGCACCUGAGACCACUCAACCCAUUGUGUUCAUCCACUCAUCACGCAGAUUCACAGACCCGUGUCAGGUGAAUCCAUGUCAAAAUGGCGGCAUCUGCACUCUGGUCCCCUACAGACACUCCUUCGAGUGCUCCUGUCCAGAGAGCUUCACCGGGAGGCACUGUGAUCAGAGGAAUUGCUAUGAAACCAUACACCUGAGAUAUUAUGACAUUGGAGAAUCCUGGGGAAGGAUCUACCUCCGUAACGUGGAAUGGUGCACAUGUGUGGAUGGGGAGAUCUCCUGUGAGAGAGUCCGCUAUACUGUCUGUAGUGAGAGCCCCUGUGAGAACGAUGGUACGUGCCGACUCAUCACAGCCACCAGGAAGGAGGUGUGUGCCUGCAGGCCUGGCUACAGUGGACCCUACUGUAGCAUCGGGGAAAAUGAGCCACUGGUAAAGUCCAAAAUGAUAAGAAGAGCUUCUUUGCAGAGAGUGGUACGAUUGCCACAGCUGCCACCGCUACCUAACGUCCUCCCUGACACCAACCAAAUCAACCACACCAAGCCAGACAAGAAGCCUGUGUGCGGAAAGAGGAAUAAUAAGAGGAUAUCGGUGGCCAGGGGUCGUAUCCUGGGUGGCAGCUCUGCCCUGCCCGGUACCCAUCCCUGGAUGGCAGCCCUCUACAUAGGAGAUGACUUCUGUGCGGGCACCCUGGUCUCAUCCUGCUGGGUGGUCUCUGCUGCCCACUGCUUCUUCCGGAGUCCCCUUGUGUCAAAGAUUCGUGUGAUUCUGGGUCAGCAUAAGUUCAACGUUACGACUCGUGACACCAAAACCUUUGGAGUGGAGAAGUACAUCUUUCCAGAGCAUUUCUCUGUUUUCAAUCCAACUCUCCAUGACAUUGUUCUUGUGAAACUGAAAAAACAAGAUGGCCGCUGUGUGAAAAAGAGCCAGUUUAUACGGCCAAUCUGCCUGCCCAAUAAAGACAUGACCUUCCCGGACUACUACUGCUGUCAGAUCACUGGCUGGGGCCACAUGCUUGAGAGUAAAGAGGUGAAUAAAUACACCAACCUGCAGGAGACCGGGGUGAGGAUCGUCCCGUUUGAGAGGUGUAUCCUGCCUGAAGUCUACGGCAACCGUGUGACCUCCAACAUGGUCUGUGCUGGGACCAACCGAUGUGUGGAUGCCUGCCAGGGUGACUCAGGAGGCCCCCUGGCCUGUGUGAAGGAUGAUGUCAGCUUCCUGUAUGGAGUUAUCAGCUGGGGCGAUGGCUGUGGAAAGACUGGGAAGCCUGGUGUCUACACCAAAGUCGUUAACUACGUGAACUGGAUCAACACAAUUAUCAAGCGCAAGCCCAAGUCUAAAUGAAUGGACAUUACAGCUGGUAUUUUUAUAUGUACUAUGUGUACAUACUGUGGAAGAAUAGUGAUUUUUACACAACUGUGAAAGAAAUGUUAUUUAGUUACUGAAUAAACAUUUUAAAUGUU
Coregonus clupeaformis (lake whitefish) is the source of this 2076-nucleotide messenger RNA. Its product is annotated as hepatocyte growth factor activator. The transcript has 13 exons. Lineage: Eukaryota; Metazoa; Chordata; Actinopteri; Salmoniformes; Salmonidae. Bases 356 to 1957 code for a protein of 533 amino acids. Gene Ontology annotation, cellular component: extracellular region. Gene Ontology annotation, biological process: zymogen activation; blood coagulation. The record is from RefSeq and is a predicted model, not a curated record. Gene Ontology annotation, molecular function: serine-type endopeptidase activity.